Messenger RNA from Penicillium odoratum, 1731 nucleotides. RefSeq names its product SRF-type transcription factor RlmA (gene rlmA). Gene Ontology annotation, biological process: positive regulation of transcription by RNA polymerase II. NCBI's taxonomy places the organism in Eukaryota, Fungi, Ascomycota, Eurotiomycetes, Eurotiales, Aspergillaceae. The record is from RefSeq and is a predicted model, not a curated record. Gene Ontology annotation, molecular function: DNA-binding transcription factor activity, RNA polymerase II-specific; RNA polymerase II cis-regulatory region sequence-specific DNA binding; protein dimerization activity. The coding region runs from base 1 to 1731 and encodes 576 amino acids. The transcript has 3 exons.
AUGGGUCGCAGAAAGAUUGAAAUCAAGGCCAUCAAAGAUGAUCGCAAUCGUUCAGUUACAUUCCUGAAGCGAAAGGGUGGUCUCUUUAAGAAAGCGCAUGAGUUGGCCGUUCUUUGUUCCGUCGACGUCGCCGUCAUUAUCUUCGGGCAAAAUAAGAAGCUCUACGAAUACUCCUCAUGUGACAUGCACGAUGCGCUUGCGCGCUACCAAUAUUUUGGUGGCCCUCACGAGCACAAAGGUCCGGAUGAUUUCUCUGGCAAGCGCGACGACGAUGAUGAGGAAGAUGAUGACCACACACCGGCCCCCGAGGAAAUGCAAGUUCAACAAACUCACACUGCCGUUCCCCCUCACCUCCACCAGCCCGGUUUCCAGCAUGUCAACCAUGCGCCUUCCGCGUCCCCUCCCAUCACGAACGGUCUCCCGCCGCGCCAUGGUACCCCGCAAUCCCAGAUCUCCCGCCCAUCGUCAAGAAAUACCCAGAACACACAUGUCCGUCGCGUCAGCUCAAAUCUCGGUCCCAAUCAGCAUGCCACACCGCCGCCACCUGCGCAGAAUGGCUAUUACAUGUCAAACCCGUCCAUGUACAACCCGAAUGUUCACGCUGCCAUGAAUCAACCGCGCCCCGGACAGUACGCUCAGUAUGCUCAUCCUCCAGCUCCACAGGGAACACCGCCUCAGGGAAUGCCCCAUCCACAUGGUCUGCCUCAACAAAUGCCUCAACAGCAUUUCCAGCACGCACAUAACGUUGCCUCACAGCAAAUGGGAAUGCCACCGGUAUCACAUGCACCGGUACAGCAGAUACCACAGGCUUACAUGUCGGACCAGGGGCGUGGAUCGAUGCCUCCAUCUUUUGGUUCUGAUCAGAAGCGCGAUAUCCCGGAUCGCUCGGAUAUGGGUCUGAAGCCAGACAGCCAAUCACCACCCCAGCCGAAAUUCCUGUCCAAAUCUCGUAGUAUCUUCACGCCGAUUGACGAUGGCGGAUCUGUGCUAGCCCGGCAUUUUGGAGCGGGUCCCUCGAUGUACGAGUCCCCCCGUGUGAAUCAGAAUAUCAAGCCAGAUGUAUCACAUGAGGAUCUAGCACCAAAGGUAGAAUCUACGGAGUCUCGUACACAGUCGAUCCCAUCAGUCUCGGAUAUUAAGCCACCCCAGAGAACCAACAGUGGUCAGAUCCCAUCGAAACGUCCGCAGCUGAAGGUCCAGAUACCAAGUGAGAGCUCUGACAGGGGUAGUGCAACGGCCGACUCGUCUUCACGCGAUUCCGCUGGCAAUAAGACAACACCUGCCAGAGGGAGUGGGGAAAACCCUCCGCCAGGUGGUGUGGUUUUGCCGCCGCCUUCGCCCUCGGCUGGGGCAAUCCUCAGUGCAGGUGCCCAAGGGCCCCCGAACCCGUUCGCUCGUCCACCACCCCCUGGCACCCAGUCACAGAGCAAUGCUUAUGGGAAUUCCAUGAACAAUGGCAAUAGCUCCAAUAACAUUGAGACACCAAUUUCCGCCCUGCCAAGUCGCUUCGUCUCAGAUGCCCUUCUUCCAUCACCGUCCAGCUUCUUCCCCGAUUGGGGGUAUGGCCGUUCGGGACCAGACUCCAGUCUUCUGCCUAGUCCCCUCAAUUUCCCGACGCCCGCCUUGCCAAGUGGACCAAGCUUUUCAAGAGAAGAUGAACAGGACAAGAAGCGCAAGAGUCCAGACAGCGGGACACAAGACGAAGGCGUAAAUAAAAAACCAAAACCCUAA